CUCAGCUGCUUACAUUUGAAUAUUGAUUAUCAGUGGAGAAAUCCUUUUGUUUUUUAUAAGAGUCUUAUUAUGAAUCUACGUUCUGUAUUUACUGUAGAACAACAAAGGAUUUUACAGCGUUAUUAUGAAAAUGGAAUGACAAAUCAAAGUAAAAAUUGCUUUCAGCUCAUAUUACAGUGUGCACAGGAGACUAAGCUGGACUUCAGUGUAGUCAGGACGUGGGUUGGCAAUAAGCGAAGAAAAAUGAGUAGUAAGAACUCUGAAUCAGGAACAGCAGGAACUGUUUCUGGUACCUCAUUGGCAGCUCCAGACAUUACAGUCAGAAAUGUGGUUAAUAUUGCCCGGCCUUCAAGCCAGCAAUCUUCUUGGACUUCUACCAAUAAUGAUGUCAUUUUAACUGGUAUAUACAGUCCAGCAAGCUCAUCGAGUAAGCAAGGGACAACAAAGAAUGCAAAUACACAAAUUACAGAAGCACAUAAAAUUCCUCUUCAGAAACCAGCCAGUAAAAAUGACACUGAAUUUCAAUUGCACAUUCCUGUUCAAAGACAAGUAGCACACUGUAAAAAUGCUUCUGUGCUCCUAGGGGAAAAGACAAUUAUUUUGUCAAGACAGACAAGCGUACUAAAUGCUGGAAACUCGGUGUACAACCACACAAAGAAAAACUAUGGAAGCUCUCCAGUGCAAGCUUCUGAAAUGACAGUACCUCAAAAGCCAUCUGUGUGCCACCGACCUUGCAAAAUUGAACCAGUUGGCAUUCAAAGGUCAUAUAAACCUGAACAUGCAGGUCUGGCAUCACAUAACUUAUGUGGGCAAAAGCCAACUGUUAGAGACCCUUACUGUAGAACACAAAACUUGGAAAUUCGUGAAGUGUUUUCAUUGGCAGUCAGUGAUUACCCUCAGAGAAUUCUGGGAGGAAAUACCACACAGAAGCCUGGUUCAACAGAAGGAACUUGUUUGUCCAUUGCGAUGGAGACUGGUGAUGCAGAGGAUGAGUAUGCUAGAGAAGAAGAGCUGGCAUCAAUGGGAGCACAGAUAACAAGCUACUCAAGGUUUUAUGAAAGUGGCAAUUCUCUUCGAGCUGAGAACCAAAGUACAAGUUUGCCUGGACCAGGAAGAAACCUGCCAAAUUCACAAAUGGUGAAUAUUAGAGAUUUGUCAGACAAUGUACUGUAUCAAAAUAGAGACUACCAUUUGACACCACGGACCUCAUUGCAUACAGCACCUAGUACUAUGUACAGUAAUACUAAUCCAUCCCGGAGUAAUUUUUCUCCACAUUUUGUAUCAUCAAACCAAUUGAGGUUAUCACAAAACCAAAAUAACUACCAGAUUUCAGGAACCCUUACUGUGCCUUGGAUUACAGGAUGUUCUAGGAAAAGAGCACUCCAAGACCGUACUCAGUUCAGUGACAGAGACUUGGCUACCCUUAAGAAGUACUGGGACAAUGGUAUGACCAGCCUGGGCUCUGUAUGUAGAGAGAAGAUUGAAGCUGUUGCGACUGAAUUAAAUGUUGACUGCGAAAUAGUUCGGACUUGGAUUGGGAAUCGAAGAAGAAAAUACCGUUUAAUGGGAAUUGAAGUUCCACCUCCAAGAGGAGGCCCUGCUGAUUUCUCUGAGCAGCCUGAGACUGGUUCUUUGUCUGCACUCACACCAGGAGAGGAAACUGGCCCUGAAGUAGGAGAGGAUAAUGACAGAAAUGAUGAACUGUCCAUCUGUUUGUCCGAAGCAAGCUCUCAAGAGGAGCCCAGUGACAUCAUCCCUGAUGAGACCAGGACGCAGAAGGAUGAAGAGCACCAGGCAGUAUCUGCAGAUAAUGUGAAAAUAGAAAUUAUCGAUGAUGAAGAAAGUGAUAUGAUAAGCAAUUCUGAGGUAGAACAAGUGAAUUCUCUCCUGGAUUAUAAGAAUGAAGAAGUCAGAUUCAUUGAAAAUGAGCUUGAGAUUCAAAAGCAAAAGUACUUUAAGCUCCAGACUUUUGUUAGAAACCUGAUUCUGGCUAUGAAAGCUGAUGAUAAGGAACAACAGCAGGCACUGCUGUCAGAUUUACCUCCUGAAUUAGAAGAGAUGGAUUUCAGUCACGCCUCACCGGAUCCUGAUGAUACCUCAUUCAGUGUGUCUUCGUUAUCAGAGAAAAAUGCCUCAGACAGUUUGUGA
Messenger RNA from Arvicola amphibius (Eurasian water vole), 2148 nucleotides. It is a transcript of the gene Hdx, whose product is annotated as highly divergent homeobox. Gene Ontology annotation, biological process: regulation of transcription by RNA polymerase II. NCBI's taxonomy places the organism in Eukaryota, Metazoa, Chordata, Mammalia, Rodentia, Cricetidae. Gene Ontology annotation, molecular function: DNA-binding transcription factor activity, RNA polymerase II-specific; RNA polymerase II cis-regulatory region sequence-specific DNA binding. The record is from RefSeq and is a predicted model, not a curated record. The coding region runs from base 70 to 2148 and encodes 692 amino acids. The transcript has 10 exons.